UUUGACAGAAAAGUAAGAAGGAAAAGGAAGGGAAAAUAGAGCAGUAUCUCUCUCUUCUCACCUUUUCUCUCCACACCAGUUUCUAAAGCUCCACCUCCGCCUCCGCCUCUGUUCUCACUGUCCAGCCACCGCCAGCCCACACCAUCAGUCUCCUCCCUAAAUCCCAUUCAAUUCAUCCACCCUCAUAAAUUCAUAUUGAAGGUUUGAGUUUCCUUCCAACUUCUUGUUCUUGCUUUUAAAACUAGUAUUGAGCCUUACAGUGGGCGAUUUGGACUCUAGGAUUAUAAUUCUAAAUUCACUUGAGGGAUAGAAACCAGUAAGAAUUCCAUAUGUGAUACUUGCAGAAUGGCGAAUGCCAUUUUCUGCAAUUACAUCCGGCAGUUGCAGAGAUAUGCACCUAGCAUCUCCUCGAUCUUCAUUGUUGUUGAAACUCCAAAAGCUUCUUGUUCAUACUCAUCAGCACCCAUUAAUCGUAAUCAAGAAGAUGAACGAGAGUAUGGAUACAGACAAUACGACCGUGAGCCAAAGGAGAAAGCAGAACCUUCUAUUGGUUCUCCAGCUCGAAUCCAAAAGUUGAUAGCUUCUCAAACAGAUCCACUUCUGGCAAAGGAAAUCUUUGACUUGGCUUCACGUCAGCCCAACUUCCGCCAUUCCUAUGCUACCUAUCACACCCUUAUUCUCAAACUGGGCCGCUCUCGCCAUUUCUCUCUCAUGAAUGCGGUUAUCUCAAGCCUCAAGUCUCUUGAUUAUUCCAUUUCCCCUUCUCUCUUUACCCACAUCAUCCAAAUAUAUGGUGAUGCAAACCAACCGGAGAAAGCUCUCAAAACAUUCUAUACAAUUCUUGAAUUCAAUAUUAAGCCCCGUCAGAAACACCUCAACUGCAUCCUCGAAAUCCUUGUUGCUAACAGUAACUUCCUCCGCGCUGCAUUUGACCUGUUCCGGGCUGCCCACAGAUAUGGAGUCUCCCCCAACACAAAUUCCUACAAAAUAAUGAUGCGAGCCUUUUGCCUGAAUGGCGACUUGAGCAUUGCAUAUACUUUGUUCAAUCACAUGUUUAAGCGUGAUGUUCUUCCUGAUGUAGAGUCAUAUCGGAUUCUAAUGCAAGCACUGUGCAGGAAGAGUCAGGUGAAUAAAGCUGUUGAUUUACUGGAGGACAUGCUAAACAAAGGGUUUGUGCCCGACAGUUUAAGCUACACUACUCUUUUGAAUAGCUUGUGCAGGAAGAAAAAGCUGAAGGAGGCGUACAAGCUUCUUUGUCGGAUGAAAAUAAAGGGAUGCAAUCCUGAUAUUGUCCAUUAUAAUACAGUUAUCUCAGGUUAUUGCAAAGUAGGGUGUGCUGCUGAUGCCUGUAAGGUUCUUGAUGACAUGUCUUCAAAUGGGUGCUUACCAAAUUUGUUAUCAUAUCAAAAUAUAGUGGGGGGCUUGUGCAAUCAGGGCAUGUACGACGAGGCCAAGAGGUAUAUUAAGGUAAUGUUGUCCAAGGAAUUUCAUCCUCAUUUUUCGGUUAUACAUAUGCUUGUACAAGGCUUCUGUAAACUUGGUAAACUAGAGGAUGCUUGUGAAGUGUUGAGUGAGUUGUUGAGGCAUGGGAGCGUUCCACAUACCGACACUUGGGCUGAAAUUGUAGCGCGGAUCUGUGAGGAAGAAGAUGCAGAAGCAUUAGAAGAAGCGUUAAAACAGGCUGUGAAGGUGGAGAUCAAGUCUGAUACUAGAUUAGUAGAUGCUGGUGCUGGCUUGGAGGAAUACUUGAUGAGGAAAAUAAAGAGUAGGUCAAGGCCACGUUAGCCGCGGUUGCUCAGUAGGUCAUUUAUACAGUCAAGGGAACUGAAGCCCAAAUUGUUCUGUAGUUCUAAUGCUCAAGUUAUAUUUGUAAGUCCAUUUAGCAUAA
Salvia hispanica is the source of this 1888-nucleotide messenger RNA. RefSeq lists its product as uncharacterized. The record is from RefSeq and is a predicted model, not a curated record. Lineage: Eukaryota; Viridiplantae; Streptophyta; Magnoliopsida; Lamiales; Lamiaceae. Gene Ontology annotation, molecular function: protein binding.